AUGGUUCACAUUCUUCUGUUGCCAACAGCUGACACAGGUGGAGAGAAGGAGCAGAAGGCCAUGGAGGCAGACAGCAAAGAGGACAUUGAAUCUCUCAUGGAGGACAUGGACUACAUCCCUGGCCACUUCCACCUGGACCUCAACCUUAACUGUGAUCCUGUUGGGCCUACGAAGCUGAGACUCAGGGACACUUACCUAAAACAAGAGAGCCUGCGAGGCGAGCUAGAGGCUGAAGCUGGAUAUCUACAGUACGCCGUUCGAAAUCUGCUGGGUCUGCUGGCUUUUCACCUGGAACACUUGGACACAGCUGAAGAAAUAUUCAGAAGCAUCUGUAAAGAAGACCCUGGGAACCUCAAUGCCUGGGCCAACCUGGGCUACGUGUACGACAAGCUGGGGAGAGAGCUUGAUGCAGGCGAGUGUGUGGAGAAAGUUUCCUACCUUAUGGGCUCAGACGGUGGAGAGGCCUCACAGGAAGAGACCAGGAUCCUGGCGGCCCGCUGCCUGGCUGAGCAGGCUUACGUUUAUCCCUACGAUGUGGAGCUGGACAGUGAGGACGACCUGAGAGACAGACUGACGGCAGCAUUGACACUAUACAACAGAGCCCUGGACUAUGGGGGUCAGCUGCUACCACUAGAGGAAAAACGAAGCUGGUCUUUUAAAAUGGCAACCAUCUAUAUAAGACUGGAUCAAAUAGUAAAGACCAAAGAGGACUCUGAAUACUCCAGACUCUAUCACUACAAUAAGGGACUGAAGCUUCUCAAAGAAACACUAGAAUCUGAGAAACCACAACACAAAGCUCUUGCCUGGUGUUACGUUGGCAUCAUGUUGGAGAGGAAGGAAGAGUUCACCACUGUGCCCAUGUCUAUACAUGACUGUGGCUACUCAGCCUCUGAUCCACUAUCCUGCUAUGGAACUGCCAUAAACCUGGCCAGUGAAGACGCAUUUACCCUGAACCUCCUGUCAAAGGUCUUCUUUCUGUUGGGCAAACAUGAGAUGGCCACAGGGAUCUGCAACAUGGCCCUAAACGUGCUCCCAGACCCAGAGCUCAACUGGCAGGCAUACUGCACCCGUGCCAAGAUCAAUAUGAUGCUCUACGCCAGGGACCUACAGAAGGCUAAACAUGGUCAUGGUGGAAUCCCAGACCGACAGAAACUAACUGAGGCCAGAAAAGACUUGGACAAGGUCCUGACUGUUCGUCCAUGUCUGCGGACUCACCUGGAGAUGGCACAGGUGUACUACUACAUGGGUGUAGAUGCACUCCAGGAGAGUCUCUUGGUCGAUGAGGGAGCAGUGAACAGCGCAAUGGUGAGUCUGUCCCAUGCCCUACAGUUUGAGCUGGGUGAUAGCUUGCCGGACCUCCACGUGCUCAGAGGACGCUGUCUCCUGCUGAAGGGGGAGGAGCAGAACGCUGCAGACUGCUUCAAACGUGCCAUGGAGUUAGAGAGACCAGGGAGCACAGACACCACAGCCCUGCGCUGCCUCCUACAGGCACUGUUGAAUCUGUUCAUGCAGGGAGGCCCUGACCCAAGUCUAGCCACCACCCAACUGGAGCUGUGGGUGCAAAAAGCUGAGGAGAGGUACCCUGAGGACAUUGUGAAGUCUGAGCUGAGGUGCCUUUACAGGACUCACACAGCAGAGGUCACAGAGUUAUCCAGGGCUCUGAUCAGGACAGGCAGACUGGACCUAGUGAGGAGGCUUCUGGAAACAGUGGUGCCUAAACAGCUGGUUAAGAAGAGACCAAUGGCUCGGUCUUUCUCCUGUACAUGA
This is a messenger RNA of Perca flavescens (yellow perch), 1767 nucleotides long. It is a transcript of the gene ttc22, whose product is annotated as tetratricopeptide repeat domain 22. The coding region runs from base 1 to 1767 and encodes 588 amino acids. Gene Ontology annotation, molecular function: protein binding. The record is from RefSeq and is a predicted model, not a curated record. The transcript is spliced from 9 exons. NCBI's taxonomy places the organism in Eukaryota, Metazoa, Chordata, Actinopteri, Perciformes, Percidae.